Diaporthe batatas is the source of this 819-nucleotide messenger RNA. RefSeq lists its product as uncharacterized. The transcript is spliced from 3 exons. The record is from RefSeq and is a predicted model, not a curated record. Lineage: Eukaryota; Fungi; Ascomycota; Sordariomycetes; Diaporthales; Diaporthaceae. Bases 1 to 819 code for a protein of 272 amino acids. Gene Ontology annotation, cellular component: 90S preribosome; nucleus.
AUGUCAGCACCACCCGCUCCUGCGCCUUCGGCGGCGUCCAAGGCCAAGUCGAAGAAGAGGAAGGUGCAGGACGACUCGCAGCCGGCCCGCGCCAAGAAGCAAAAGGCCAGCAAGUACGACGAGGAUGAAGGACUGCUGGACCUUGAGGCAGGAGUGAACACGGCCUUCGUCAGGAUGGACCCUCAGCUCCUCGCAGACCACGUCGCCAGGCAGACAAAGCGGUUCGGCACGGACCUGAGCACCGUGGAGCUCAGUGACCUGUACAUCAGCGCGAAUGCCGUCAGGGACACGACCGACUUCACUCAGGUCAGAGUCAAGGAGAAUCUGCCAGGCUUUCUGGAGGAGUUUGCGGCAGGGCCAGGCGAGAAGGACGCCAAGGCCGUCGAGAAGGAGAAGAAGAGGCUAGGGGAUGCACCGCCCAAGGUCGGGGCACCUCACACCAUCAUCGUGGCAGGGGCAGGGCUGAGGGCAGCCGACCUGGUGCGGGCGACGAGGAAGUUCCAGAGGAAGGGGAAUGUGGUAUCAAAACUGUUUGCAAAACAUUUCAAGGUCGAAGAGCAGGUGCAGUUCCUCAAGAAGAGCAAGACCGGCAUCGCGGUAGGCACUCCCGCGCGCUUGGAGGCCCUUCUCGACAACGGCGCGCUGUCAAUCGAGCACCUGAAGCGCAUAGUGGUCGACGCCUCCCACAUUGACCAGAAGAAGAGGGGAAUCAUGGACAUGAAAGACACCAUGAUGCCUCUUGCCCGAUGGUUGACCAGGAAGGAGUUCAAGGAGAGAUACGCAGCCGAAGAGAAGCCCCUGGACCUUCUCUUCUUCUGA